Messenger RNA from Penicillium brasilianum, 189 nucleotides. The record is from the annotation of a GenBank genome assembly. NCBI's taxonomy places the organism in Eukaryota, Fungi, Ascomycota, Eurotiomycetes, Eurotiales, Aspergillaceae.
AUGGGCGCCGCUAUCCCCCCCAUCACCGGCAUGCUUCGCCGUGGUCUCGUUCUGGACCUGAGCACCGCUUUCGGCUUCGGCACCACCUUCGGCUACCUCUGGUGGUACGGCUACCACCUGCCCCGCGUCCGUGAGCGUGAUGCCUACUACACCCGUCUCGAGCAGGAGCGUGCCGCCCAGCGCGCAUAA